Clunio marinus is the source of this 378-nucleotide messenger RNA. NCBI's taxonomy places the organism in Eukaryota, Metazoa, Arthropoda, Insecta, Diptera, Chironomidae. The record is from the annotation of a GenBank genome assembly.
AUGAAAUCUCAUGUUUCACUGUCUUUAGAGAGUUGGAAAUCUGAAGACUUUGAAAAUCUUUCAGCAUUAGAGAAAGCUGGAAGCUUUAUCAUUAGCCUCACAAACAGUCGUCGCAAGGAAAGAAGAAGUCGGAAGAUAUUCGAAUUAAUUAAGAAGAACACUGAAUUUUCAUCUUGUAGCGUAGGACAUGAAAUGAAACGUCAUGAUGAAGAAAGGAAAGAUGAAGAUGAAAAAAUUAAGAAUAAUCCCUCGUCGGAGUAUUCUUAUAGCCUAUUUGAAAUGUAUGGGAAGAGAAAGCAUUUCACUCAAACAUUUCAGAUAACAAGAAACACUAGGAGAUUAAUUCCUCUGAAUAUUCUCUACUUAAGAACCGCUUAG